This is a messenger RNA of Nicotiana tabacum (common tobacco), 2042 nucleotides long. RefSeq names its product E3 ubiquitin-protein ligase RDUF2. Gene Ontology annotation, molecular function: ubiquitin protein ligase activity. The record is from RefSeq and is a predicted model, not a curated record. Gene Ontology annotation, cellular component: cytoplasm. Gene Ontology annotation, biological process: protein ubiquitination. Lineage: Eukaryota; Viridiplantae; Streptophyta; Magnoliopsida; Solanales; Solanaceae.
CAUUCAUUCCACCCCCAAUCUCUCUCUCUCUCUCUCUCUCUCUCAAUAUUCUCUCGUUUUCAAAAUAUCGCUCUAAACUUCCCUUGUUCGAAUUAAUUUUGUUGCAAUUGUGGGAUCUGAAACUGGGUUUGGACCAAAUCCGUUUUUGAGUUUGUUGACUUUUUCUGAGUUUUGAAGUGUAGAGAUUUUUCGAUGUCUUCAACGUAUUGGUGUUAUAGAUGCAACAGAUUUUACAGAGUAUACAACGAGGAUUCAGUUACAUGCCCCGAUUGUAACACCGGAUUCGUCGAAGAAGUCGAGGCUCCCACCCGAUCCUCUCUCUCCGGGUCCCGCCGACGCCGUUUCCCGGCGCCGCGUAACUCCGAUCAGUCUCCAGGAACGGGUCCUAUUUCCGGGACGGGUCAUGGUUCUGGGUCAAGUCCAGGUCUUCGCCGGAACCGGAGGAAUGGAGGCGGUGAUCGGUCACCGUUUAAUCCCGUCAUCGUCCUUCGUGGCGGAGGAGGGAGUGGAGGAGGUGGAGGGGGAGGGGCGUUUGAACUAUAUUAUGAUGAUGGAGCUGGGUCGGGAUUAAGACCCUUACCGGCUACUAUGUCGGAGUUUUUACUCGGGUCGGGUUUUGACAGGCUGUUGGAUCAGCUUGCUCAAAUAGAAGCUAACGGUAUUGGAAGAAUGGAGAAUCCACCAGCUUCAAAAGCAGCAGUAGAAUCAUUGCCCACAAUUGAGAUACUUAAUAACCAUAUUGCCACAGAAUCAUACUGCGCAGUAUGUAAGGAGCCAUUCGAGUUAGGUACCGAGGCACGGGAAAUGCCAUGUAAGCAUUUGUACCAUUCGGAUUGCAUACUCCCAUGGCUCUCAUUGCGCAAUUCGUGCCCCGUCUGUAGGCACGAAUUGCCCACUGAGUCACGGGACGUCGAUUCGAACGAACAGAAUGUUGUAGUAGGAAAUGAAGAGGCAGUGGAGGAGGAAGCUGUUGGAUUGACAAUUUGGAGAUUACCUGGUGGUGGUUUUGCUGUUGGGAGGUUAGGAGGGAGGAGGGGUGGUGGGGAGAGAGCACUUCCUGUUGUGUACACUGAAAUGGAUGGUGGAUUUAAUAAUAGUAGUAAUAAUAAUAAUGGGGUUACAAGGAGGAUUUCGUGGGGCUCUAGAGGGAGCGAAUCGCGGAGAAAUGGUGGAUUGAGGAGGUUUUUUGGCAACUUGUUUUCGUGUUUUGGUGGUGGUGGUGGUGGUGGUGGUGGUUCUUCUUCAAGGUCUAGUUCCACUAGUUCAGAUUCUAGGAUAAUAAAUCGAAGCGGGAGUAGUUCGAUGUCGUCUGUGUUUUUAGCUACGGCAAGAAGGCGUAGAGGUUGGGGUUUUGAAGCUAAUAAUGGAGUUAGAAGAUGGUAAGUUGCCCCCAUGAGAACUAACCUGGUAUUUAAGUGGAGAAUGGUAGAGGGGUGGAUCCACCAUUCCCGAGUUUUGAAAGCAGUGGUUGGUCCUAAGGGUUGGCCACAGACGGAUUCUUGGUCAUACAGAAAAAAGAAAAAAGAUGGUAAUUUGAAUACUGGUGGAUGACAAGUUUAUCGUCAUUGUAAAUAACUGGAUGUGAAUGUUGGCUCUUAAUUGGCACGCAAGAAUUUAUAUUUGAUAUUUAUGAAGAUGUUAUAGCAGGGGAGGAUGACGCUGAAAUAUUAGUGUAAGAAAUGGCUCCUGGCAAGAAGGUCGACUGCCUCAACGCUCAAGUACCAAAUGUGCCUUUGAACUUAAAGAGUGUCCCGCAGUGUAAUUCUUUCUUAUAUUCCUUAUCUUUUCCUUUUUAAGCUUUUAGUUUAAGUUUAAAGUCAGUCCGCUUUGUUCCAAUAGUCUAUUGAAACUUAUGAAGCUUACAUGAAUUCUGAGUUUCUUGUAUCUGGACUUCUUCACUUUUUGGAAAUUCAGGUAUGUCCCACAAUAGGGGACCCUGCAUUUAGUCUUGGCUUGCUAGUUAAAGACUUCCUUUUGAUCAUGUAAUUAAAUUGUUCAUCGAAGAUUAUAAAUAGCAAAUUGUUUCCUUAUAUUGGAAUCUA